UCUCAUCACUGCUUUCAGAUAUAGGUUCUCUAUCUAUUGGGUCCUACAAGUAUCCUAAUCUCUUUACAGUGCAGUCUAAAGCACAAUGGACUAUGGAUUCUAUGUGCAACAAUUUGUCCCACUGAUGAACCUGGAUCCUGGAAUGCAAGGGAUUCCCAACCUCAACAUGAGUGUCCCAGCACCAUCAACAGUAUCACCCCUCAUCUCAGAUUCAACAUUCUUUGACAUAUUGUGGAAUUUUUGCUCCUUCAUUAAACAUACAGCAGUGAUCUAUUCUUGCUCACCACAGUCAGUAAAGUGGAUCUACUAUAGUACUAUGCUCCUCAAUAUGCUCAUGCUCUGGAUCUUGUACAUAUUCUCAGUCACAACAUUUUCUACUUUUAGAUAUUUCAUCAUUUUGCCUGUCCCUUCCCUGAUGGAUUACUCUGAAUUCUUCAGAGCUUGCAUGCUGGGUGCCUUUGUUUUGAGUCCUGUCUGGCUUCUGCUUAUAUGGGUAAUUUCACACAUGACUAUUCCUGUUGAUGCUGUCUCAACUAGAGCUCAAAAAGCAUGCCAUGCACUCAUUUUCCAGCUCUUUUUCUUUGCAGCUGUCAUUGCAGUUAUGAUCGCUAACGUCGUGGUCAGUGUAGUAGUGAAGGGAGGCAACAUGAUGUUGGAUAGGAUCCAUGCUGCUCAGGCUG
This is a messenger RNA of Guyanagaster necrorhizus, 680 nucleotides long. RefSeq lists its product as uncharacterized. The record is from RefSeq and is a predicted model, not a curated record. The annotation marks the transcript as partial. Lineage: Eukaryota; Fungi; Basidiomycota; Agaricomycetes; Agaricales; Physalacriaceae. The transcript has a single exon.